AUGCAGGCAAAGAGGAAAAAACAAGGGGCCAGAGCUUCAGAUCCUUGCUCGUGUUCGGCACCUGUCUUUGGGAAUUUCUAUUACAUCACCAUGCUGCGGGACCCGGUGUCACGAUACCUGAGUGAAUGGAAGCACGUGCAGAGAGGCGCCACGUGGAAAACCUCCCUCCACAUGUGCGACGGCCGGAGCCCCACCCCGGACGAGCUCCCCACCUGCUACCCGGGCGACGACUGGUCCGGGGUGAGCCUGCGGGAGUUUAUGGACUGCACCUACAACCUGGCCAACAACCGCCAGGUGCGCAUGCUGGCCGACCUCAGCCUGGUGGGCUGCUACAACCUGACAUUCAUGAACGAGACGGAGCGCAGUGCCAUCCUGCUGCAGAGCGCCAAGGCCAACCUGAAGAACAUGGCCUUCUUCGGGCUCACGGAGUUCCAGCGCAAGACCCAGUUUCUCUUCGAGAGGACAUUCAACCUCAAGUUCAUCUCCCCCUUCACCCAGUUCAACAUCACGCGGGCGUCCAAUGUGGACAUCAACGAGGGGGCCCGCCAGCGCAUCGAGGAGCUGAACUUUCUGGACGUGCAGCUCUAUGAGUAUGCCAAGGACCUCUUCCAGCAGCGGUACCACCACACCAAGCAGCGCGAGCACCAGCGCCACCGGCAGCGGCGGCUGGAGGUGAGGAGGCUGCAGCGGGCACAGCGCGCCCACCGGUGGCCCAAAGGGGAAGGGACCCCCGAGGGAGCCGUCACCGAGGACUACAACAGCCAGGUGGUAAGAUGGUGACCCACCAGCACCACCACC
This is a messenger RNA of Sorex fumeus (smoky shrew), 798 nucleotides long. Its product is annotated as heparan-sulfate 6-O-sulfotransferase 3-like. Gene Ontology annotation, molecular function: heparan sulfate 6-sulfotransferase activity. Lineage: Eukaryota; Metazoa; Chordata; Mammalia; Eulipotyphla; Soricidae. Gene Ontology annotation, cellular component: membrane. The record is from RefSeq and is a predicted model, not a curated record. The transcript has 2 exons. The coding region runs from base 1 to 780 and encodes 259 amino acids.